Messenger RNA from Acanthaster planci (crown-of-thorns starfish), 7363 nucleotides. Its product is annotated as sodium- and chloride-dependent glycine transporter 1-like. NCBI's taxonomy places the organism in Eukaryota, Metazoa, Echinodermata, Asteroidea, Valvatida, Acanthasteridae. The record is from RefSeq and is a predicted model, not a curated record. Gene Ontology annotation, cellular component: plasma membrane. Gene Ontology annotation, biological process: nitrogen compound transport; amino acid transport; sodium ion transmembrane transport.
ACUUCGUUCUUAACUCCUUGUGUUUAAUUAAUAGCUCCAUGAUGUUAUCAAAAACAGAUAACAAGUACUAAAUAACGAACUGGAAAACAAUAAUGAAGAUUCCCGAUGUCAGGUGAUAGACAGUAACAAAGAAACCGCACUCUAGGUAACGGCGAGAAAUAGACACGCUAAAGAAGAAAGCUGUUACAGGAUUCAUGAUCCAGUUGAUAAAGAAAAGGCGGGAAAUGAAUGGAGGAAGCGCCAGAAAGUGUAUAUGCAGCUGUAUAAAGACCACCAGGAAGAGAAUGGAAGAGGAAAUACAGAGAUUCAUGCAUGCAAACAAUCGAGCCAGCUACGCUGACAAACAAAAGCUUCAAACGAGUUAAAAGAACUCGUCUCAGGGAAAUCACAAAUUAUUGCUUUGAAGUCUCGUUGUGGAGUCAUAUAUUACAGAGAAGAGAUUAUUCCCAGAGUAGAAAAAUUCUACAAGAAUUUAUCCCCAAGCAAGAAACUUAAGGGUCCCAGAAAUCAAACCACAUGACAAAGAUGAAGUUCCAGACACAGCGAUCAAAGACAUUGUUCACUAAAGCCUUCAAAAUUCAAAUUCUGUGCAAGUUAGUCCAUGCCAUUCCAAGUAUGAGGCAUACACGUCUUCAUUUAAUAAUAUGUGAAUGUGACUGUCAAGACAUAUAUGCAAUAUUAUGGGGCGUUUUCAGUUGUUAUAAUGUACUCUAUAUAUGUAAGUCACCAAACUGAGGCCAGGUUUAGUUCUGUUCAGGGUGCUUAACCCUCUGUCAAACAUAUUAAGGUUAAGGGCAGGAAGCAACAGGAUUUGUUGGUCAUGCCAUAUGGUCAUGCAGUGUUCUGUUGGGAUCGUGUCCCGGAAUGUUAUGUCUGGUUCAGUAUUCCUAAGGCAUAUUUUCUCGACGUAUACUGGGUCACGAGGCCAUCAACCUGUGCCCUCGCGAGUAUCAAAACACAUGUGAGCAAUUUUCUUGUAACAGUUGAUUUGUAAAAACGGACAAAAGUGUUGUUGAAGGUGGCCAUAUCAGUCAAUGGAAUAACAUUCAAAGGAACACGUCUCGAUUUUCUUCCGUUUGUAUCCAAUGACAACGAUGGCCAGAUGUUUCUGAUUUACAGCACAAAGACAAGGCAGCAAUAAACAGAAAUUCUCAAAUGACUCCGUGUUUCAUUGAGACACCCGAAAACGAUUUAAGUAUAGUCGACACAUUGCGAAGCUACAGCAGAUUUCGACCUACGGAAUAUGAAUUCUAAAUUUUGGGGAUUUUGUUCUAAAAUGUCCAUGUCACCCAUAUUGUACAACAAUAUAGACAGAGAGAACCGCAAUGAAGAAAAUCGAUGAACCGACACGUUCUUUGCUGUUUAUAGUGUUCCGUUCGAAACACUUCACAGUCACUUAGCAAUCAUCGAUUCUUCAACGUGUAUUGGGGAGAAAUGCUCCUGAAAUACAAUCAGCUGAGGUCACAGUAUCGACGGAACAAAUCCAAAGUGCUUAUGUUAUUAUCAGGAACAAAAGAACCCCUUCGCGUCCAUCAUUCAAAAUUGAUGAAGUGACCUGGGGUGAAGUUUGCACAGAAGUCUUGUCGAUGAAAAAUACGAGUACAUUUGUAUUGUGAGUUGGAAAGCCGAAGAGGACACUUCUACAAUGAGCGGUGAGGUGGAUGAUGCACAAGUCAUGGCCGAGGAGGAAGAGAAAGAAAUCGAGCAAUCAGAGCAAAGAUCAGAGCAGGCACGUGUGACUUUGGGAGAAGAGAUAAUAGAGGAAGAACAAGAAGAAGCAGUUCAAAGAUUAGUGGAAGAGGAAAGGGUCAGUCAAGCCAUGCAAGGAACAAGUAACCAGGCUUUCGAGGAGGUCGGUCGCGAUGAGCAACUUCCGAGAGACGGAGCGGACGUCAGCGAGUCCCUCGAGGGGGACCAGCACCUUCAACUCCGUAGGAAGUCCACCCUCAGCGGGUCGGUAGAAAGCAUGUUGGAAAAAUCUGGCAUGAUGGAACAUGCAGAAAAGUUGGAGUCGAAUGGAUAUGACAGCAUGCAGACACUACGUCUUGCCAACAAGGAAGACCUCAUGGCAAGCGGGUUGAGGCGAGGCCACGCCAGCCUCGUGGUUCAUCUUACGGCAGGACGACUUGAAAGAUUGAAGAGGGAGAAAAAAGAAGGAGGGGAAUUCGGUGAAGAUAUUCAAACGGAAGACUUUUCGAACGAGGAAGAAGAUAUGGACAAAGAAAAGAAGCUGAGUGGAAAUGGCUAUGAGGUCAUCGCAGUUGACACUGUGACCACCACUAACCCAGUAAUUGAGAGAGGUAACUGGGGUCGUCAGCUGGAUUAUAUUCUGUCCUGUGUGGGCUAUGCUGUUGGACUAGGCAAUAUCUGGCGCUUCCCCUAUCUCUGCUACAGACACGGUGGAGGAGUGUUUCUGAUCCCUUACAUCAUCAUGCUCUUUUUGGCUGGGAUGCCCCUAUUCUUCCUGGAGACAGCCUUUGGCCAGUAUGCUAGCCAAGGCCCAGUCACUAUCUGGAGAGCAUGUCCACUCUUUGCAGGUAUUGGCUGGGCUAUGGUCAUCAUAUCAGCCAUGGUGGUCAUCUACUACAACAUCAUCAUGGCUUGGACUGCGUUCUUCAUCUUCAAGUCUUUCACUCUGGAGCUACCCUGGCAACACUGCAACAACACAUGGAACACGGACGACUGUGGGUAUGCCUCACCACCCAAUGGUACCAUGUUUAAUGGGACCUGGUUGAACCAAACCAUGGCAGAGAUGAUGAAUAUAAGUGUGCCGAAGGCAGUCACACCAGCCGAGGAAUACUGGAAUAAAAUUGUGUUGGACAAAAGUGACGGAAUUGAAAACUUGGGACCAGUCCGGUGGCAGAUGGCACUCUGUCUCCUCCUAUCCUGGGUUGUUGUCUUCCUAUGCAUCUGCAGAGGUGUCAAGUCUUCAGGAAAGGUUGUGUACUUCACUGCCACUUUCCCUUACAUCAUCCUUAUCUGCUUACUGAUCCGCGCAUUGACACUGGAGGGUGCCAGUGAAGGAAUUGGUUACUACAUGAAUGCCGACUGGAAGCAGCUCAAAAAGUCCAAGGUAUGGAAUGAUGCUGCCUCACAAAUCUUUUAUUCUCUGGGCCCAGCUUGGGGAGGUAUCCUCACUUUUUCCAGCUACAACAAGUUCAACCACAACUGCUUCAGGGAUGCAAUCAUGGUUCCCAUCAUCAACUGUAGCACCAGCAUCUUUGCCGGAUUUGUCGUCUUUGCAACUUUGGGGUUCAUGUCAGCCAAAACAGGGAUGGACAUUGAACAUGUGGCCGUCCAAGGCCCAGGUCUGGUAUUCGUGACGUACCCAGAGGCUAUUGCCCAAAUGCCAGCUGCUCCCCUCUGGUCCUUCCUCUUCUUCUUCAUGCUCUUCCUUGUUGGAUUGGAUACACAGUUUGGCAUGACAGAAACUGUCAUCAGUGGUUUCAUUGACCAGUUUCCAGAGCACCUAAGGAAGUGGAAGACUCUCUUUGCGCUCGGUGUCUGCUGCUUGUUCUUCCUCUUGGGUUUACCUCUAGUGACAAGGGGUGGUAUCUAUGUAUUUGAGUUGAUCAACUGGUAUAGCGCCUGGAUAUCCCUGAUGAUUGUUGGAAUGACAGAGUGCUUUGCUAUAGCUUAUUUCUAUGGUUUCCGGCGGUUCAUCUCAGACAUCAAGAAGAUGCUAGGAUAUGAGACGGUGGUAUGGUGGUGGUACUGCAUCUGCUGGCUUUUUGUGACACCAGCAGUAAUCCUUUUCAUCAUAGGAUUUGGUAUCUACCAGUACGUGCCAGUGUACUACGGUGACUCCUACUACCCACCUUGGAGUGAAGCUUUAGGCUGGGUCAUGGCAUUAAUUGCCCCAUUGAUGAUCCCCAUCUUCAUGGUGGUAAACUUCCUUCGAUCCGAGGGUAACACCAUUUUAGAGAAGCUGCGCAACGUCAUCCGCCCAACCAAGGAAUGGGACCUGGCCCACGACCACAGCCCAGAGAACAGCCAAGUCGAUGUACCCAUGACCCAGUGCAAGAUGGCUACUAGUAUGAAUGGGAACAAACCAGGACAGGCUGUAUAAAAUUUCACAUGGGAUCCACGUCCGACUGGCCUGACCCACAGAGGGCGCUAUUCCACAUUGUAUGUGAAUAUUCCUGGAAUGGUCAUAAGCUGUAAAUAAGCCAGGCUGUUAUGUUGAAAGCAUGUGCAUAAGUGCAUAUUAGCAUGUUUUAUUGUGUUUCCAAUUCAGUUGACUCAAAGAUGUCAAUGGUGGUUUUAAUUUUAUCAUUUAUCAUGCAACAUCUACAUGUACUAGCUUAAUUUAUCAGUAUUAGCAUCUUAGAAAUACAUGUAUACUUUGCCAGUUAUCUUUUACGUUUUUUUGCUGUACAGCAUAUUAUUUAACAAUUCAUAACAGCAGAGAGUAUAAAGCAGGGACAAAACAGACAAUUCCUCUUCACACUUACUUUUUAUCCUGGCAAUCAUAGCAAAUAACCGUCAAAAUUAAUCCAAAAUAGAAUUCAGUUUACCUGGGAGAACACUCAGAAAGUCUGGAAAAGGAACUUUUGGAAUUCCAUUGUUAUAUGGUCAUAUUUCACAACUGUUAUCAGUUGUAAACUGUUUUUAACCAUCACAAAGCAUCACACAACAAACAUCAGUGCUGACCUCAAUUUCAUGGAGCUGAGCAGUAUGCAAGACAGAGCAUGCUAGCAGCUAAAACAAAUUUGUCAAGCACAGACCAGAAGUUUUCAAGCAACUAUAGUUGAAAACACUCUUUGAUCAAGUUCUGUGCAAUCAAAAUAAAACUGUUUCUUUCUAUUUGUACUUGACAAACUGUAAGAAUUGUCCAAUGGUUAGGCAAAAAGUUUUAUUUCUCAAUGUAAUGGAAAAACUCCUAUUUCUUCUUUGCAAAGGUACAUGUACAUGUACUUCCAUUCUGAAGAAAUUACAUGUCAUAUCUUGAUAUAUUUCAAAAGGUCCCAAGGCUAGAAAAAUAGAGCUGAUCUUGCCAUCAGUAAGGUCUAUGUGCUCCAUUACUGCGAGCAUUGAGAAUACAUGAAUUUAAAAAUGUUGUUGCUGAGUAUGCAACAGCAGUCAACAUUGGCAACAUUUUCGUGAGUAAAAACGUGUUGUCUCAUGAUGUAAAUAUGUACUUGGUGGUGUUAUCUUUUAGACAAAAGAACCACUUUUUGGAGGCAUACAUUACCUUUAAGCUGAUAUUGAAAUACUUCAGUUUUAGACAUAAAAUAAAAAGGAAUAUAAAACAUAACAUUCAGAGAAAAAAAAAGCAAUAGUUUUGAAGUGUAUGUGUUUAUGUAAAUGUAUUCUACAUAUAUGUACCGGUAGACAGAAAAAGUUUUAAAAGGUGAUUAGGAAAACCACAAGUAUAUGGACAAUUAGGCUAUUCAAUUAAUGUCAUUAAAAUAUGCAAGUGUUCAUGUGUGGAGACUGUUAGAGCACUACAAUUAAUUUUACGUGUAGUAGGGUGGAACUUUAGAAAACUGUUGUUAAAAAUUUGUCCAAGUUACAGAGUUUGGUGAAGGGUUUUAUUGGAAUGAGGAGUUUUGUGGAGUUAAACACAUAGCAGAAAGGGGAAUGGGACAAACUGAAGAACACGCAUUAAAACGGGUACAUGGAUAAUUUUCAGGUAUUUCCUCUUUUGCACAUAAUGAAUGCAUGACUAUAUAUUUAAUAAUUGGAGCAUAUUUGGAAUGUUAAGAAGAAGUAAAUUUGUCUACUUGGGGAUAUGCAGAAAUCAGUUAACGUACCAACUCCAUACACAAUCAUUUCCACUCCCGCAAGUAAUCACUCCCACACGUUAUACCUGGAUUACAAUUUAAUAAUCAGUGGAUGCAUGUAUAUGAGCAUCAGUUCGAGUGUAAGUUACAUGUAUAUAUCUGAAGUCAAUUGUAAGUUACUGACACAAAUACUGAAAACCAAUUGCGACCUGAUUACCUUAAUAAAUAUGGUAGCAAGUAAAUACUUCCAGAAUUGAAAUAUGCCACAAGCAUUUUACAUUCAUCACAGAAACUGGUCAGGAUUGGGUUUGACUGUUUCUUAGAAAUUGAUGUUGAAUGUGUAGAAAUAGUACAUGUACAUUCAAACUUGGUUAAUAAGAGGCUUUUCAGACUUGGCAAAUUACCUUGUUGUAAUAGAAACCUUGUAUUAUUACGAAUAAAAAUAAUGAAAAACAAAAGAUUGGGACGUAACAAUUUCCUUGUUAUAAGCAGAAUCUUGUAUUAACAGUGCUCUUAUUAACGAGGUUCGACUGUACAUGUAAGUUAUUGUGAUUGCACAUUUUCCCCCCAACUGUAUAACAUGGUAUCGCAUUAGGAAGAAGUUUUGAGGCAACUUUCCAUGAAGCUUGAUAUAUGAACAAAGUUCACUAUAUAUUGCUGACUGGAUAUUAGGAUGAGGGGGCACUGUGGAAUGCAUUCCUGUGAUGCUAUCAAGGGAACACACUAGCUCAGUGCCAUUCCCAGUUUAAGAACAAAACAUAAUGUAAAAGGACGAAAAAUUAAGCAUGCCAUGCACAAACCUUUUGGGGUCAUACAUGAACACCAUUGACUGGGACACCUGCAGCCAGAAUUAAAAAUAGAUGGCUCUUUUGUUACUAAAGCAUCAUUAAUGUUACUCUGUAUGAGAAUUCAGCACAUUGCCUCAUGUGAAGAGGGUUCUUUUUUGUGUGCUCACUGAAGUUACUAUGCUUACAUGUAUAUGUAUCACACACUCACAUAGCGUGCCCUUUACUUGUUCUUAUGCGGAGCAAAGAGUGCCAUCCAUCAUUCACACAUCCAGCUCAUAAGGUGUUCCCUCUUUGUCAUUACUGCUGGCAUUACUAAAAAGGGCAUUUGAAAAUUUUGCCGUAAAAUAGUGCUACUAUCAUCAAAGAGGUGAUGGAUAAAUCUCACCAUUGUACCAAACAAAAACCAUCCAUUCCCAAGGUAGAAAACUCAUGAGCACUGCCCUUCAUUUCAAUGGUUAACAGCCAUUGGAUUGUACUGGAAGGAAACACUCUAAAUAAAGAAAAAAAAUUUUUUUCUAUGUAGUACCUGUAAUCGAGUGUUUAAGGAUGGUGUACACUUAUCCAAUACAUCUGCAUUACACUGUGUAGAUGAUUAAAAAUUGUUCGGUGUAAACAUCGGUAGAUUGUAACACAGUUUGAAGCACAAACGAUUCAGCCAGAUCAGCAAAGCUAUAAAGAAUAGACUGUAGAAAAAGGGUGUAUGAGAGAUUUGUGACUAUCAAGAAUGUAAGCAUUUCUUGUUGGUAUUUAUCAGUGUGAUGCAAGACAAGUCUAUAUUAUUUGAAAACACAAAGUAAAAAUGGUUUAGGUAAGCUGCAUUAAGGGAUAAAAUAAGUAAACAGACUGAAA